Vicia faba (fava bean) is the source of this 639-nucleotide messenger RNA. The record is from the annotation of a GenBank genome assembly. NCBI's taxonomy places the organism in Eukaryota, Viridiplantae, Streptophyta, Magnoliopsida, Fabales, Fabaceae.
AUGGCUGGAGUUGAAAUAAGAGACGAAUUUGGAAACCCAAUCCAACUAACUGAUGAACUCGGUAACCCUGUUAAGUUAACUGACGAACAUGGCAAUCCUAUCCACCUUACCGGUGUAGUAACCACCGCCACCACUGCUCUUAAUAAUCCCACUACAGCUUCCGGUACGGCCACCACUGCAGGUUCUGGUUUUGGAACUUCCGGUACGGCCACCACUGCAGGUUCUGGUUUUGGAACUUACGGUACUGGUGCUUACGGUGGUGGUGCAACUACACACACUAAAACAACAGUGGCAGAUCUAAUUUCCACCGAACCAGCCAGACAGCAUGUCCAUCACGCCGAUCAGGCUUCAGGAAGAGGACUCCAUCGCUCCACCAGUUCGAGUUCAAGUUCAAGCUCUAGCUCAUCAGAGGAUGAUGGAGAAGGUGGGAGGAGGAAGAAGAAGGGAGUGAAGGAUAAGAUAAAGGACAAGCUGCCAGGAGGAGGAGGAAGAGAAAGCAAGGACGAGCAUAAUUCAAAAGUUCCAACAGAAGGUGGUACCAACCCCCAUCCAGCUGAGGCAAGUCAUCAUGAGAAGAAGGGUAUACUCGAGAAGAUCAAAGAUAAAUUGCCUGGCCACCACAACCAUAACAACCACUGA